Molecule: messenger RNA, 999 nt
Organism: Selaginella moellendorffii
Lineage: Eukaryota; Viridiplantae; Streptophyta; Lycopodiopsida; Selaginellales; Selaginellaceae
Product: NADH-cytochrome b5 reductase-like protein
Exons: 12
Coding region: 1-999 (332 amino acids)
Molecular function (GO): cytochrome-b5 reductase activity, acting on NAD(P)H
Source: RefSeq, a predicted model, not a curated record
AUGGCGAAAGUUUCGACUCUUAGAAGCGAAGCCUGUUUGCCUUGGAUGACGAUGCGCAACGUUGCUUCGUGCCUCUUGACAAAGGCUGCUAUGGGUACGAAAAAGGAUGGGAAGCCAAAUGUGAUCAUCAGACCAUAUACGCCCAUAAGUGAUCCGUACGUUCGUGGUCACUUUGAUUACUUGUCAAAGACUUACCCGCAAGAAAAAAUGAGCAAAUAUUUUGCCGCUCUUCGGCCCGGAGACACUUUGGAAAUGAAAGGGUGCGUGUACAAGCUCCCAUACAGCGCCAACAUGAAAGCACGUAUUGGGGUGAUUGCAGGAGGUACCGGGAUCACACCGAUGUUUCAAGUGCUUAACAAGAUCUUAAAAAACCCAGAAGAUAAAACACAGGUCUCGUUGAUCUAUGCCAACUUGACCCCGGACGACAUUCUACUCAAGAACGAGCUCGACAAACUAGCUGAAAAGCAUCCAAACUUCAAGGUUUUCUAUGUUGUCGAUAAGCCAACGCAUUACUGGGGAGGAGGAUCCGGCUUCAUCACGAAAGACAUCCUGGUGAAGGGACUACCACCUCCUUCGGACGGCAAUCUCAUCAUGGUGUGCGGGCCUCCAGGCCUCAUAAACCACAUCUCCGGCGCUAAAGCACCAGACAAAUCACAAGGACAAUUGACAGGUCUCUUGAAAAGCAUGGGUUACACUGAAGACCAAAGUUCUAGGCAUUCUUUUAUUCUCAGGACAAUAACAAAUACAAAGCUCUUUAAAUUGGACUUGGAGCGGGGCUGGUCUGUAGAGGAGAUGGGCUUGGAGCGAGGCAGGUCUUUGGAGGUGAUGGGCUUGGAGCGGGGCUGGUCUUUGGAGGUGAUGGGCUUAGAGCGGGGCUGGUCUUUGGAGGAUUUGGACUUGGAGCGGGGCUGGUCUUUGGAGAAGGGCUUGGUGUUGGGCUCGUCUUUGGAGAUGGGUUUGGUGUUGGGCUUGAACUGGGACUUUCCGUGCAUCCUGUAA